AUGAGGCUCUUGUCGGUGGCAGGCGCGUUGCUCGCGCUUUGCGCCGGUGUGUUCGGAGCGGAGUCGAACCUCACCGAACCACACAUCACGCAGAAGAUCUUGACGGGCAACUUCAAGCCGCCGCAAGUAUUCGAGAACACAAACCUCGUCCGCACCAUCAACCUCGAAAAGGGCUAUGUCAGAGAGACCACCAACAUCCUCGUCACAAAUACGGACAAAUCACCUCAGUCUGACUACUAUGUCCCCUUUGAAUAUGACUUGAUGGGCAGGAUAGGCGGCUUCGAUGCCCGCGACAAGAAGAAUCCAGAUACCCCAUUGGAGGUCUCCAUCGCUGCGCUGUCCGCAGUACUGGAUGACCAGGACGGAUCUGUGAAGCCGACCCAGUACUAUGUCAUUCACCUCGCCGAGCCUCUCCCUCCCAAAGGCACCAUCACCCUCUCCGUCUCCUGGCAUGUGCUGGGUGUUCUAACACCCCUGCCCGCCUCGAUUAAGCAGGAGGAGAAGCAGUACCUGAUCUACAACUUCUCCGCCUAUGUUCCGUCUGUCUACAAGACAGUCAAGCAGAAGACAAAAGUCAAGUUCCCCUCGGCAGACGUCCCAGAAUAUAGUACGACAACCGGCUUAACCUCGUCUGCGGACCCAGAAAAGCAGGGUUCAUCACUUACAUACGGUCCCUACGACACGGCUAAAGUCCAGCCAGGGACUACCCACCCAGUGACAGUCCGAUAUGAAUUCAACAAGCCACUCCUGGUCUGCACCGCCCUCGAGCGAGACGUCGAAGUCUCCCACUGGGGAGGUAAUUUGGCAACAGAGGAAAGAUACUGGCUCCGACACGACGGGGCUACGCUCUCGAAUCAAUUCUCCCGACUUGCAUGGGGAACGCAGUCCUUCUACCUAGCCGCAGGGCAAGGCUCAACGUCCGCGUUACGAGAACUAAAAGUCCCCCUGAAACCAGGCAGCGUCGACCCCUAUUUUACUGACGACAUUGGCAACGUCUCCACCUCACGAUUCCGCCCGAACAACGUUCGCGAAGCCAGCCUUGAACUCAAACCUCGCUAUCCGUUGUUCGGAGGAUGGAAGUAUAGUUUCCGCAUCGGCUGGAACAACGCCCUCUCUACGGCCCUGCGAAAGCUCAAGACCCAAUCAGAUACGUACAUCCUCGCCGUCCCACUCCUAGAAGGGCCCCGGAACCCGGAAGGCAUUCAAUACCAACAUCUCACAUUUCGUGUCAUUCUGCCCGAAGGUGCGAAGAACGUGAAGUGGCAAACCCACGGCGGCACGGGUGCGCCUACCCUUCGUGCCGAACAGAGCUUGCACAAAACUUUCAUGGAUACCCUGGGCAGAACAGAGUUGAAACUCUCGGCUACCAAUGUAGUCGAUGAGGCUAGGGACGUCACGGUCGUGGUGACGUAUGAGUAUCCAUUUCUUGCAGCCUUCAGAAAACCCGUCACUAUUGUGAUCGGGUUCAUCGUAACGUUCACGCUAGCUUGGGCUGUGCGCAAUCUGGACACGAGUAUUGGGAGGAGGAAGAAGUAA
Cladophialophora yegresii CBS 114405 is the source of this 1536-nucleotide messenger RNA. RefSeq names its product oligosaccharyl transferase complex subunit OST4. The record is from RefSeq and is a predicted model, not a curated record. Lineage: Eukaryota; Fungi; Ascomycota; Eurotiomycetes; Chaetothyriales; Herpotrichiellaceae. Bases 1 to 1536 code for a protein of 511 amino acids. The transcript is spliced from 2 exons. Gene Ontology annotation, cellular component: membrane; oligosaccharyltransferase complex.